This is a messenger RNA of Cladophialophora psammophila CBS 110553, 1464 nucleotides long. RefSeq lists its product as uncharacterized. The record is from RefSeq and is a predicted model, not a curated record. The coding region runs from base 1 to 1464 and encodes 487 amino acids. The transcript has 2 exons. Gene Ontology annotation, molecular function: protein binding. NCBI's taxonomy places the organism in Eukaryota, Fungi, Ascomycota, Eurotiomycetes, Chaetothyriales, Herpotrichiellaceae.
AUGCCGGAACCAUUGGCAAUCGUGACCGCUGUCGCGACUUUGGUGACAAACGCCUACAAGCUUUGCGGCGGACUUUACCAGACGAUCGACGAGAUUAACCAGGCUCCCAAACACCUCCUCUUCCUCUCUCAAGAUCUCAGAGCCUUCUACACUGUCCUUGGAACGCUCGAGACCCACCUACAGGAACAUGACUUCUGCCCCAAUGUUCUCCAUCCAGCUGCGCUUGCCGACCCGAAUGGACUCUUGGAGGAUUGUGUGAAAGUUUUGAAAGCUCUGCAGAGAAUUGUUAAGAAAUUCAUUAAACAUGAUCGAGCGCCGAAGUUAGAGCCGCAACAUUCCACGCCGUCUGGAAGUAAACUGCUCAAGCAGGCCAACUCUGCUGAGCCUGAUGCCGCCACAAGACAAUGGGGAUAUGAUCUCGGCACUUGGGACAAGGUCAAACUCGUCUUCCUUGAAGACGAGGUAGCCAGGCUACGUGCCCACCUUGCCGACACCAAUGCCACAAAAGCCAUCGUCAAUCGGAUUGAACAAGAAGUGCUUGAGACGAAGAAGCAGGUUGAGCGUUUGUUGAUCGCCUUGGAAAGGGCAGAAAACCGCCACAUCGAGCGUGGAGUGAUCCUGAAAAACUACCAUUCAACACUCCGACGUUUGGCACCUUCUGCCGACUCGAUUACAAGUGCAACAUCUUUCGCAAACCCCCCAACUCCUAGUGCAAUCCUCACUCUUCCGCUAUCCGUGCUGUCUGUUUCUGGUCGGCUGAGCUCUGCACCUCCCGAGCCCUCCCGAGCCGCACCUGAAAGCUUCUCGAGCUCUUCAACCGACCAUACUGCAGUAGUUAGGUUGUUAAUAGAAUCUAGCAAACCAUCUAUCCAGUCCGCAGAAGUUGGUGGAGCUCUUCAUAGGGACGGAAAGGCUGACAAAGUCUUUGUUCGCUCCGAGUACGAAUCUUUCCAGGUCUUUGUCAACGGCAUUGAUAAGUCAUCCGUCGCCAUGUGGGUGGACUCGCAAACCAUGGUUGAUGCUCUGAAGAGUCGUCUUCAAGACCGGACUGGGGUGCCUGCAGACCGGAUCUACGUUACCUUUCGCGGGAAGUUGAUGUGGGACGGGGAUCAGCUUGGGAAAUACGGGGUCAAUCAUCUUUCGACACUACACGCCCCCUUACGAGCAGUAGCAAGAGGUGCAGAAUUCCCGAUUUGGGAAGCCGAAGCAGCCGGAGCGGAUGGCCGCCUGCUCACCCGGUCAGUAGAUGGUCUCGCCCCUUCCUCGGCGUCCACAGGAGAGCAUUCUCUCGGCUGGUACCGGAGACGUGAGUAUGCAUGGCGGCGCGUGUUCUCUCUGCGCCUGCCCACCGUCUUCCACACGGAUUCAAGGGAGAGGAGUGUUUUCACCGUAGACUUCUUUGUGCGCCGCCGCUUGAGUGGAGAAGUGAACCGAGGAAAGAGGUCUGACAGACAGGUAUGUUAA